Messenger RNA from Rosa rugosa (rugosa rose), 1474 nucleotides. Its product is annotated as kinesin-like protein KIN-5D. The transcript has 3 exons. NCBI's taxonomy places the organism in Eukaryota, Viridiplantae, Streptophyta, Magnoliopsida, Rosales, Rosaceae. The coding region runs from base 455 to 769 and encodes 104 amino acids. Gene Ontology annotation, molecular function: ATP binding; microtubule binding; plus-end-directed microtubule motor activity. Gene Ontology annotation, biological process: microtubule-based movement. The record is from RefSeq and is a predicted model, not a curated record.
GUUCACACUCUAUAUUUUCAAUCACAAUCCACAUUAAGGAAUGCACUCCAGAGGGUGGAGAAAUGAUCUAGUGUGGGAAGAUGAAUCUUGUUGACCUUGCUAGUUCAGAGAACAUUUCUCACUCUGGUGCAAGAGAUGUAAGGCUUAGAAAUAGUGUAUUAUAAACCUUGCAGUGCAUUAGGGGAUAAAGCAAAGGAAAAAGAAUAUGCAGUGCUUAUAUGAAUUAUCAGAUAGGGUAAGAAGUUUCAUCUAAUUGAAAUAACUUUCCACUUGCAGGGCAGAGCAAGGGAAGCUGAAGAGAUAAAUAAAAGCUUACUUACUCUUGGUCGUGUCAUAAAUGCUCUAGUUCAGCACUCUGGUCAUAUUCCAUAUAGGUACUAUUUAUAUAUUGUUAACAACUACCUCAGGUUUUGACUGUAUUUGCAAUUAAGCCCCAGAAAGUAAGUUAAUUACUAUGACAUUGUUGAAUAUCAGGGAUAGUAAACUAACAAGAUUACUGAGGGACUCCUUAGGAGGGAAAACAAAGAUAUGCAUAAUAGCUACCAUAUCACCCUCCAUCCAUUGUUUGGAAGAAACAGUCAGCACCUUGGACUAUGCACACCGUGCCAAGAAUAUAAAGAAUAAACCAGAGGUUAAUCAAAAGAUGAUGAAAUCAGCUUUGAUCAAGGAUUUAUAUACUGAAAUUGAUCGUCUCAAGCAAGAGGUAUAUGCUGCAAGAGAGAAGAAUGGUAUCUAUAUACCACGGGAUCGGUAUAUAUUAAGCACCUAAAAAAAGACCUACGAAAUCUUAAUGUCAAAACUUAUCACAAUGGAGCCUCAUUGAAAUAUUAAGCACCUUCUACUGACAAUCAUCAUCUACUAGAAUAAAAAGAAGGAAUUUACAACGUUUUUCAUAUUCCUUAAUUUCUUAGCCACCAAACAAACCAAAGUCACAGAGAAACCACAAACCAUAACAACUCGCACAAACUCUAAAAUCUAAUCAUUCCAUCUAUCUUAUUAUUCAAGUUUAAAGGAAAAGAAUUUCACUUCAGUUAAUAUUACUGAUUUCAAUUAGGCUCUGUCUCAACCUAUGCAAUCCAAUCCAAUACAAACAAUUGAAUCACGCCAAGCUAUGAUUUGACUUUCUCUCGGGAAUCCCAUAAGUUGAGAGUUGUAAAGAAGAUGAGCUAAUCCAAAAUGGAAACAAAAAGGGACGACUUACAAAGCAACAAAACUGUGUUGAGUUGAUAAUCGGCCUCUGGAGUUGAAAUCUCUUCAAAUGCACCGCCGCUGCUGAAAUUAGGGUUUUUUGAAAUGCACCUCCACCCAGAUUAGGGUUCCGGUACGGCCGCGGUUUCGCUAGAGACUCUGUGGUCGCUGGCCGUGGUUUCAAUUGCUCUGUGGUCGCUGGCCGCAGUUUCGCUAGAGACUUGAUAGAUGCUCAGUUUGAGAUCAGUUGAGCUGAGAGACUUGAGAGAAAAAGUCAUAGAGCUCC